Aethina tumida (small hive beetle) is the source of this 4283-nucleotide messenger RNA. RefSeq lists its product as uncharacterized. The record is from RefSeq and is a predicted model, not a curated record. Gene Ontology annotation, molecular function: protein binding. NCBI's taxonomy places the organism in Eukaryota, Metazoa, Arthropoda, Insecta, Coleoptera, Nitidulidae. The transcript is spliced from 11 exons. Bases 460 to 3624 code for a protein of 1054 amino acids.
UUUCUUCAAAUCGCGAGCGCCGCGGCGUUAUUUUUUUUUUUCGUCGCAUUUCAAGACUCACACGUGAAAGUUUGUCCGUGCACGAUGUGCUCGUAGAUGGUGAGUUUUGCGGUUUGUGCAUGUCGAGUGCGUGUAAUGUGACAGUUUGGUUUUUGUGUCGGAACGUUUUAACGGUUUUUUUUAACACUUACUAUGACUUGGAUUUGUUCUUUGCACUACUUGUGGACUUACUAGAGUUGAACGAAAAAGCCGAUUACAUCGCAAAAUCAGAUACGCAUUAAUACACAUUAACGUCAAAGUGCAAAUUGAAUAAAAUCCAGACAACUAAUCGGAUUGAAAUCGAUCACAUCGGAGAUUUUAAAUUUGACAUGGAAUUCGAAGAAUUCACCGCGAUUCAGUAGAUCCCCCACGGGAGAGUCGAUUGAUGGGGUGAUUUAAAGUUGUGCACGUCAAAAUGUGAUGGCAUCGGGCAGAACGGUACGGCAAGUGAAACACGGUGAACGGUUACGGCGAUCGCAAACGUCACUGAAUCCGUUGUCGGCACCGGACGCCAGUUUCAAACCCGUGUGUGAUGUGGCCAAAGUGGUCAAGACCAACGCUUUCGUUGAGGUGGAAGGUUAUGGGCCAUACAAGCCGGUGCCUCCCCCAAAACCACUGCCCCAACAGCCGACCCAAAACCAGCAGCAGCAGCAGCAACAACAACCGAUCUCACUCACCCCGCCUCCGUACAGGAUGCCCCCGUACCCCUUGUACAACGAGCCCAGCAUCCCUGGAGCCGCCGCCGGUUUAGAGACGCCGAUUGCCGCCUCCUCGCCCGCCACGACUCAGGGUCUCCACACGCACUCCAGCAAGUUCCCGAUCGAAAGGGAGGUGAUCCUGUCGAGCACCGACAAGAACUCGAAGAUACCAAUUUUGCACGACUACAAGAAACGUACGAAAGCGACGAUCGCACCGGACGCGCCGCCCAAACAGAUGGCGGCCUGGACCCAAGGGCAGAUGCAGAACCACCAGAUUCUUCCCGAUGAGACACAUUCCGGAUUGAUACAAACCAUACAACAAACGGGGGACGUUAACGGUCCAGUUUACCGUGCCACGUAUCAUCCAGCCCAGGAAUACUACAAUGGACAGCCUUCAACUGGGGCCGUGCCCAGAUCCUCUUGGUAUGGAGGCGGCGAUCCAAACAAACCAGCACCAAGACCCAUAAAUGAGGAAUUCAACAACUCGCAAACUGUCGUACAAAUUGAAGGCAAAGAGUCCGGCCAAAAGGAACAAAACAAGAACUCAAAGUCGAUGACCAAAACGUACCACACAAUCAAGGAUAUAAUAUCCAGUAAAUUUAAGAGCAACAAGGACAGUAACGAGGAUAAACCAGAAGAACCGGGUCUGAAUAAUGUUACCGAGGAGCUGAGAAAGAGCCAAGGAAAUCUGGUGGAGGAAGAGAAAAAGGCGCAAGGCGAUCGUAAUGUGGCGAUGCAGCAGCAUCAGUACAGCCAGCAUAUGAUUCAGCAGCAUUUGCUAGCUCAACAGGCGCAACAACAAUAUCAAGUCAAUCAACAGAUGAAGACGCAACAACAGUACACGCAACAACUGUCGCAGUCGAGGUCGCAAGAGAUGUUAUCCACAAGGCAGGAUGAGGCGAUGUAUUAUCAGGGCAACUACAACGGCACUCCUCAGAGAAAUUCUAGGUUUCCGCAAAACAGGGAGCAGCAAAACUAUCAGAUGCAAGGACAAAUGCAGUACAUGAAUGGUAAGGAAGUGGCAGCCAAGGACGAGAGACGGCAACCCAUCGCAUUAGAACGACGCAGCGCCCAGCAAAUUGAACGCGACAACCAAAGACAGAAGAGCUUCGAAGCCCGCAGAACCGCUUCCCAGCCCCAACUCGCCUACGAUGAUGAGGUUAAGACUGAAAUUCAAGAUCACCGACCUCAACCGCAGGCGGCAUCUUCAACGCCGAGCAGACGAGGUUCGCACGGCAACAUCAUGGAGGCGAACAGAAAACAGGAGCAGGAAAAGGACAGUGACGAUGGUGGAUUUUUGAAAAGACACGGCUCGAAGGAGAGAAGGUUGGAUGGUGGUCAAAAAUUGGAUGACGGCAGCUCAAAUGGAGAUAGUAAAGUCACGGAUGCGCUUCAAGGUGCCCCCCGGAAGAAGCUAGAAGGCGAAAUUGGAAAAAUAGAGGGUGUCUAUAACGUAGGACACAGAAGUAAACCAAACGAAGAGGAUGCGAUGAGGAUAACAAAGAAAAACAAUCCAAGUUCUGGUACAAGUUCCGACUACGACAAAGCUGGUGGUCAGUCGUCUUCUAACGUGGACUCUGGUCGUGGUAGUGCGGCUUAUAGCAGUGGACGAAGACCAGGUGGUCUUGAUCUCAUGGGUGACACCGAAAAUUCAUCGCACGGCAAUAACCCCAAUUUCCGCGACCAUCACGGAUCAAAUCACGAUCCGGAAUGGGUAGACAUAGUAGAAAACGAGUUGAGGCAUAUUUUGGAACCGAGACUCCACGAAUUGUCUUUACAAGGAAACGGAGGAAUGGCUAAUUCUACAAUGAGUGAAAGCAUAUCUUCUAUGACACCUCCUUUGCCACCAUUAUCUCCAGGUGAUCAAUCUUCUCCAAAUAUGACUCCUAGAAAUUCCACUAGAUACAAACAUAGCAGUUUACCUUACGGAAGUAAACCGGAUUAUGAUGGAUAUAAGUCAAAGAACCACUCCAGAGAAAUGAUGAAUUCAUCUCGAUGGAAUGCCAAUUCUUCGAAUAAGCAUAGAUCGGGGAAAAAGAUUGAUCACAACGCUAUUUUAAGGAGUAAACAAAUUUUUGGUCUGGACACAACUGAUUUAACAUCAACAACAACAAGAUCACUGGAUUUGGAGUCAAUGUUGGACGGUCAAAGUGAUUCGGAAGGAGACAUUAGUACAACAGACGCGAGAACUAUAAGAAAACAAUUAGAAGGCUUGGAAAGUAUGUACUCGGAAGUUCUCAAACUUUUGGGUGUGAAAAAACAAACCGGAAGAUACCAACCGUCCGAUCCAAGAUUCAGUAAACGUCGUUAUGGAAGUAUGUCAUCCUUACCAUCAAGUUCUGUCAGUAGUCGACCUAUCAGAGACAAAAGAAGAGCUAGUGAAGACCGAAAGAAGGUUCGAGACAUACGUGGCAUCAACAAAAGAUUCCAAAGGUUAGAAUCUCACGUUGUAACAUUGGCAAGAUCAGUAGCGCAUUUAUCAUCUGAAAUGAGAACUCAGCAUCUGAUGAUUCAAGAAAUGGAGAACAUUCGAGGGGAGAUUGCAGCUCUUAGGACACAGACCAACAUGCUAAAUGUACGUUCACAGUCGACGUCCCGAGCUGUUAGUAGUGCUAAAGAGUUGCCUACUUUGGCCAACCCCACAAGAGUUAAGAAGUUGACCAAGUUUUUUGGAGAUGAGCCGCCAUUAUUGAGACUAUUUUUGAGAAAAUUAGGCUAUGAGAAAUAUGCGAAUUUAUUUGAAAACGAGCGGAUUGGAAUGGUGGAACUUCCAUAUUUAAGCGAAGAAAGGCUUCAAAAGAUGGGACUGCCACUUGGUCCACGUCUGAGAAUAAUGCAGGAAGCCCAGAUAUCUGUUUGUAAAGACAACACACUGUGCAUUGUUUAAGUUUGAUACUGUGAAUGAAUCGACUCGUUGAGCUUAUUGCAAAAAUGGCGGCUCAUAAAAGACCUCGGUGUUAGUUUAUUAUUGUACCUUUAAAUUCUAGAAAUAUUGUUUUUUUCAAUACAGACUGACGAAAAUCUGUCAAUUGAAUGUCUCAAUAUCUAAAUAUUUUUUUGAUCUAUUGAAUCAGCAACUGUUUUCUAAGGAGAUAGAGCGAAAGGAAGAGAUUCCUGAACAUUGUAAUGGAAAAAUCUCUAUAUUGGAAAACAAGAAUGUACUUUACAGAUGUUAUAGGCUUUUCCAGUAUAUGAAUCUUUUACAAAAUUAAAAACAGUGAUGUUAAUCAGAUCCGACCAUCCUUUGGAAACAGUUGAGGUAAAUGGAUCUAAAAUUAUUUAUAGAGAACUUCAUUUGGCAAUGCAAAUAAAGGCAGCCUGUAUACUCAUUUAUCAUAUAGAGAUAAGGUCCUUAUCAUAAAUCAUAAUUGUAAAUAAUCACUAUUUUUGUAUAUUUAUAAUUUUUGUAGUUUCAUGUUUUGUAUAUAAUUAAAUGUGAAGUAAUAUAUUUUAUUGCCAAUAACGCCAAAGAUUAAUUUCUUUGUAAUUUCUGAUACAAAAUAUUAAUUUUUACUCUUAGGUUUUGUAUUAAAUAAAUAUUUAUAU